This is a messenger RNA of Megachile rotundata (alfalfa leafcutting bee), 3219 nucleotides long. RefSeq lists its product as uncharacterized. Gene Ontology annotation, cellular component: nucleoplasm; nucleus. NCBI's taxonomy places the organism in Eukaryota, Metazoa, Arthropoda, Insecta, Hymenoptera, Megachilidae. Gene Ontology annotation, biological process: regulation of transcription by RNA polymerase II. Gene Ontology annotation, molecular function: RNA polymerase II cis-regulatory region sequence-specific DNA binding; DNA-binding transcription repressor activity, RNA polymerase II-specific; zinc ion binding. The record is from RefSeq and is a predicted model, not a curated record.
AUUUUUAAAUGUUUACGAUUUUAAGAAUAUUUAGCUCUUUGGUCAGUUUUACAUCGUGUAUUUCGAGUUUACAAUUUGAGAAGUAAUCUUGAAGAUGGUAGAGGGUCUGAAGGAAUUUCUAGGAAGUUCGAAAACUUUUGGGCCAUCGUGCGCCUACAUCUCUCCGUUACGAAGUGUUAAUUGCUUAUACGAGAUGAAGUAAAGGUGUAGGCUGAAGUUUCUGAUAAUUGUGAAUUUUGAGCGUUGGUCCUGGAUCCUUAAAAAUUGACUAAUGCCAAAGCUACGAACUAAAUACUUUUAGAAUUAUAUUUUUAUAUAAUUUUAUUUCUUUAACAUCACUUGUCUUACUUUCUUACCCUUAGCCGACUAAACACCAUAAUCUUCCCAGUAUUAAGUCAUUUUGCAGUUUUUGUGCGGAAAAUAAAUAGUUCCAUGUCCAUGCAAUGUACAAACUCCUUCUUGUCAUGAGCAUACUAUUUUUUACGCGAUUUAACCAUCAUGACAUGUAAGACUUUAUGAAAUAAAAGAUCUGUUUAACAUAGUCCAGACAGAGGAGCGCUGUAUUGUUAGAAACCGUAAAGUACCAUAAUCACGACUGACAACCAUAACUUUGAUCGAACAGGCCUAAUGUAUUUUAUACACCUUUACAAAAUCGACCCAAAUUUUUCAAUCGACUCAGGUUCGUCGCGUUGAAAUUGUAGAUCGUGUUCGAUAGCAACCCUACUACCAGGUACGACCGCACGUCCGAAGACUAUUAUCCGAUGGCAAUGUUGACGAAGCUCGAGCUGGUGAAAAAGGACACCAAUACGGACGCGGCCAAGAAAAGCCCUACAUCAGCGACGGGUAACGACACGACGCCGGCCAACAGCCAGCCGCAGAAUUUCAUCAAGCAGGAGGUGAACGACGAGGACGACGAAGAGGAUCUACCGCUGGCGUACCACUGCAAGCUCUGCGGCGUGUUCUUCGCGUCUCAAGCCUUGCUGGACAAUCACGAGAUCGAGCACAAGGGUAAACGCAAGAACACCUGCGCCCAGUGUGGACGCGUGUUCCGAACGUACGUGAACUUGCGGAAGCACAUGAAGAAACACGCGAGCCGCAAGAGUGGUCGCAAAGGAGGCAGCGGUUCGGUCGUCAACCGUUCGUCCAAUCUGAAGGUGAAGAAGGAGAAGACAGAACUAGAGUUCCACUGUAAAACGUGCAACAAGGUGUUCCGGCAUAAAAGCAAUUACCAGAAGCAUCUGAUGCGACACACCGUGGGCGACCUAACCUGCAAACACUGUCCCAAGAAGUUCCGUUUGUUCCGUGACCUGACUAGGCACGAGAAGACGCACUUCUACCCCAGCUACGUGUGCAAGGAGUGCGACUACGAGACCACCGUGUUGGCAGCACUGAGCAUACACAUGCUGCGGCACACGGACAAGGCCGACCUGCCCUUCAAGUGCAACGACUGCGACAAACGUUUCCGCAAGGCGAUAGAUCUGCAGGAGCACUAUAACAUCCACUCCGGAGACCAGCCGUUUGUCUGCCAGUUGUGCAACAGCGCCUUCUACCUGAGACGACAGUUGUCGGCUCACUGCAGGCGCAUGCAUCCGGAGAUGAAGGCCAACAAGGUAACCAGCACCGCCUGCGAUAUUUGUGGUCGAGUCCUAGCCACGAAGAGAUCCCUGUUCCGUCACAAAGAGAGCCACAAUCCCACCAAGCUGUACCUCUGCGACUACUGUGGCAAGAGUCUGAGCAGCGCGGAGCACCUGAAGAAGCACAGACGCAUCCACACCGGCGAGAAACCGUACGUCUGCGAUAUCUGUGGCAAGGGAUUCACCGAUUCGGAGAACCUGAGGAUGCACAGGAGGGUGCACACCGGAGAAAAACCGUACAAAUGUGACCAGUGCCCGAAGGCGUUCUCCCAGAGGUCCACCUUGACGAUCCACAGGCGAGGACACACGGGAGAACGACCUUACGUCUGUCAGAUCUGCAACCGUGGCUUCUCCUGCCAGGGCAACCUGACGGCUCACCAGAAAUCCACCUGCGUUUAAUUCGCAAGAGUGCCUUCAUCGUCGAGGGUAGAACUCUGAAACGGAUCCACAAGCUCUUUGGUGCUCAUCAUUGUGCAGACAUUCACUGUUCGACGAAUGGCCGGUUUCUCUGUGAUUGCCGACGAAACGAACGGACUGAUGGGGAAUUGUUGAAUAAUAUACGUUCGUUUUAUCAUGGUUCAUGGUGUCGUUCGAUGCAUCUGCGAUUGCGAUUGUAUUACUCGUUUAAUGUUACAUGUUUCGAUGCUUGCUGCAGUUUUUCACGAUGUUCUUUCGAGCCGAAUUCGAUCGCAGUUGGUUUUAUUGUUUCGGAUUACGUUACGAUCAUUUUACUUUAAGCAAUUGUUACACCUUCGCGGUUGCAUGGGCUCGCUGCGACGAGAGGUUGGCGUUUUGUUGCGUGGAGGGGUCUGUGAAGGUCGACUGUACGUUAAGUGUUAAUUAGGGAUUAAUAAAAUUGCGACAAAUAGGAUUGGUAGCAACGGUAUCGUUCCCUUUUACGUCCUCAGAGUUAAACGAUUGUUCGAAAAUGCGAAGGCACUGUAAAAGCACAUAUCAGAAAAUAAUGUUUACUGCAGAACAGAUGUGCGACGAUCAGCCAAUAUCUCAGAAAUGAAUAUAAAUACUGACAAAAUGUGAAUGUUCUAAUUGUUUGAGUUUUAGCAAUGGUAUCUCAAAUGUUGGAAAAAAAUUUGUUUUUAAACUUAUAUCAGACUCAUUUCAUUUAGGGAAUUAACUGGUGUGUAGGGUUUAUGUAGAUGACUAUUGAACCGAUAUGAUGGCUCAUCGUUGCAGGCUUCAACUUCUGUAAAAAUUUAGAGAUUUUUAAAUUCAUAAAGUUUUGGAUUAAUUACAGAUUUUUAAUGUACGAAUUCAGACAUUGUAAAACCUUUAAAUUUUUAAGUUUAAAAAGAAAUUAUAUAAUGUAAAUAUCUUAAGAAUCAGAAGUAUGAUGAAAAAUAUAUUGGUUCUGUCCGAUCUCCGAAUAUUUCCGAACGUACAUUCUUAAUAGAUGAAGAUAUAAAAUAAUAUAUAGAAUCAAGUUAUCAUAUUGGAAUUUUAAUUUCAAACGUUUUGUUCGAUUAACUCUUUGAACCCCCAUGUCACAAUUGUUCUAAAUUUAAAAACAAACAAAACCCAUUUUUGCGAUGUAUUAUUAAUAAACUUCUAGAAUCAAAAAAUGAAA